AUGGUCAUAGCCCAGGACUGGCCUUCGAAGGAGACCAAGGCUGAAAAGAUCUGGAGGUGGUCCUGCAGGGCCAGCAAGGGAGAGUUGAGGAAACGGAGGGCAACGGCCGCCCAUCACGUACCCGGCCGCACCCUCGACAGAGACAGGAGCCUCCUCAGUACCCGUCGGAUCUCUUCUUCGGCGCACUCUUCGGCGGCCUUCAGUGCCUUCAGUUCCAUGCCCUUACCGCGCCUUGGCACGGAGGCUGAGUGA
This is a messenger RNA of Colletotrichum graminicola M1.001, 252 nucleotides long. RefSeq lists its product as uncharacterized. The transcript has a single exon. The record is from RefSeq and is a predicted model, not a curated record. Lineage: Eukaryota; Fungi; Ascomycota; Sordariomycetes; Glomerellales; Glomerellaceae. Bases 1 to 252 code for a protein of 83 amino acids.